AUGAUCGCAAUAGCGGAUGAUUAUCGCUUCUGGCCUCCUCAGAGCACCAUGAUGGAUAAAAAUGCGUGGCCACGAGGUGAAAAUCCUUCACAUGCUAGGCUGCGAGGCAGUCUGUACAAUGCGUACACUUUUAUGGAUAUCAUGAUCGAUGUUCGUCAAUCCGACAUGUAUUUCAAGUUGCAUGGCGCAGUGGGUACAGAUGUGCGUCCGGACUAUGACAUGGGCACGCCCACUUGUUGGGCCAUUCACACAUGCGCACGGCCGAAGCAAUUGCAAAGAGUACCGAGUCAGGGUAAGGAAAAAAUGUCGGGAUAG
Parastagonospora nodorum SN15 is the source of this 315-nucleotide messenger RNA. RefSeq lists its product as hypothetical. The transcript has 2 exons. The record is from RefSeq and is a predicted model, not a curated record. The coding region runs from base 1 to 315 and encodes 104 amino acids. Lineage: Eukaryota; Fungi; Ascomycota; Dothideomycetes; Pleosporales; Phaeosphaeriaceae.